AGUCUACACAAACGUCGUGUUUUGGUUGAACAUUUUUUGAACGUAAAUAUGCGGUAACGUUUUGAAAAAUAAAAGACAUAUUUUAUAUAUAUUUAGAGUUCAUUAGAUCGUCUUCGAAGAACAACAAUUGAAAUAUAGGUCUUGUGCUGUGUCUUAGCUGCAUGAGUUGUAAGUGAUUAAUUAACAAUAGUGUGAACGAGUUCAUAGGUUAUGUUUGAAGGAAUGGAUAACUCUGUUGAGACCAGUGAGUGUCAAGAAGAAACAUUUUACAAGCAUGCAGCAAAAUAUUGGUCUAACAUUCCAGCUACUGUGGAUGGGAUGUUGGGAGGUUUUGGAUUCAUUUCCCACACAGAUAUUCAAGGGUCCUCUAAGUUCCUGCAACAGCUGUUCAAGAUGAAGGACGCGCCGGGCCGCGGCCGGGCGCUCGACUGCGGGGCGGGCAUCGGGCGGGUCACCAAGCACCUGCUCGUGCCGCUCUUCGACCAGGUGGACCUGGUCGAGCAGAACCCGGCGUUCCUGGAGCAGGCGCGGGAGUACGUGGGGCCGUGCAGGAAGCUGGGCGAGCUGUACGGCUGCGGUUUGCAAGACUUCGUGCCAGAGGAAGGUAGAUACGACGUUAUCUGGACCCAAUGGGUGCUGGGCCACUUGACAGACGAUCACUUGAUCCAGUUCUUUAAAGCGUGCAUCGGCGGCCUGAGGAGCGGGGGCGUGGUGGUGGUGAAGGAGAACGUGACGUCGAGCGGCCGCGUGGAGGUGGACGCGGAGGACUCGUCCGUGACGCGGCCGCCCGCGCUGCUGCUGGAGCUCCUGGGACGCGCCGGCCUGCGCUGCCUGCGCGAGCAGCGCCAGACGGGCUUCCCCGCCGGCCUCUACCCCGUCAAGAUGUACGCGCUGCGUGCCGCCGCCAGCUGAGCCUCGCCAGCGUCCAGCGCUGGUAACGUUGUGUGCUACGUCUUCAAGUGUGCACCAAGAGGAAAUCCCGAGAAAAUCACCGUUGUGAAAAAACAUGUAGCACGUGAACAUUUUUUAAAUUGGAUUUUAACUUGAUAUAUUUUUAUAAAACUGCCAUGGUAUUUCAAUGUGUGUGCUUACAUAUUUCUUGUGCCCCCAUACUUUGAAUGUACUACAGCAAAACCCCUUAUUUACGUUAUCGUUAUUUACGUUUUCCCGUUAUUUGCACUAAAUUCUUCAGGUCCCGUUUAGUUCCCAUUUAAUCCAAUACAAUACUUUCACGUGAAUUACGUCUCAAAAAUCGAAUCCAUCCCGCUAUUUACGUCACGUAACAACCAUAGUAGGCCUAAAAACAUUGUGAAAAACGUAACUUUUAUAGUCGGCAGUGAACAUUUUAAAUCGCAAAAUAUACAUAUUUUAUAACAUGAAAAGUUGCUUUUAUUUCUAAACAUAUAAUAAUUUAAGCCUAGGCGUGUAAAAGUCUGAGUAAUUAUAGCAGGAAACAAUCUAAAAUGUACUAGGGAAAAACGUAAACUCAUGAAUGUAGAAACGUUCUGAUACUAUAUUUAUGUCAACUUAGGCGAAAUACUGGUACGAGACAUAAACUUCACAAGAUAAAAUGAGCUGAGUCUUGGUAACUGUUUUAUACGUAUUUUAUAAUUUCGGAAGUAUUGUACAGUUGACGCGUAAUUUUUAAACUAACCAUUUAUUUCUGAGGAUCGUAAAUAAUUAAUUAUUGGUAUCAAAACAUCAACAUGAACAUAAACUUGAACACGUCACAGCAGCGAGAAAACUGGUGCGUAUACCAAUAAACUGGUACACGGGAGGUGGAGCUGAUAUUUUUUUUUUUCCGCUAAGCUCGUAUCUAUUGGCUGGCUGCUGAUGGAACGUCACGAGUCUGGGCGGAGCGUUGAGUGAGUUAUACUGUGCAUGCGCAGCUCAGAGAACAGAGAGAGCCAGCCGGCGGCUACGCCGCACCAUGACAACAGCUGAUUGAGUACGAUGACUUUUCGUACGGCACGCUAUUGACGGUAAAUUUCCAAUUUGUGGCUUUUUUUUUUUUUUUUUUUUUUUUAAUUUCCUUACUGUGGUGCAAAGUGUAUGUGUAAUGUAGCCCAUAUUUGUUAUGAACACUGCAGGAUGCGACUAUUUUAAUUAACUUUAACGUAUUUCUUACUUUUCCCUUUAUUUACACUUUUUUACUUUGUCCCCAUGAAAAGUGCAAAUAAGGGGUUUUGCUGUAUAAGGAUAAAUAUGUUGUAGGAAGGUUAAUAUUUUAAAUCACGACCACAACAUGGUUGUUCAAAGGCAUGUUGCAUAGAUAUUUUUGUAAUCUUCAAAAAUAUGAAACUACCCGAAACCUUUUCAAACAUGAAUAAACUGAAAUGUCUCAAGUUAACAGAUUAUAUGUAGAUACUAUCAUAAAUAUUGACUUAUUUAUUUGUAAUUUGUACUCUAGUUAGUAAGGAAAAGUAAUAAAACCUUGUUUGAAGGACUACUUGAAGAAAAUGUAAAUUAAGGGUUCUUUAAUGGUGCUUUAAAUUGUGGUGUGCACAAAGAUUCGUGUUUGAUGCAAUCCUUUUGAUAGUCUUAAUGUUUGCUCUGUUUGAAUAAAUAACCUGUUA
Molecule: messenger RNA, 2576 nt
Organism: Bacillus rossius redtenbacheri
Lineage: Eukaryota; Metazoa; Arthropoda; Insecta; Phasmatodea; Bacillidae
Product: N-terminal Xaa-Pro-Lys N-methyltransferase 1-B
Exons: 5
Coding region: 211-912 (233 amino acids)
Biological process (GO): N-terminal protein amino acid methylation
Cellular component (GO): cytoplasm
Molecular function (GO): N-terminal protein N-methyltransferase activity
Source: RefSeq, a predicted model, not a curated record